GAAUCUUCGUGAAAUGGUAAGUGGUGUUGAAAAAAACGCAAUUUUGCAAAGUCUCAAAUAUAUUGUUGAUAACAAUUUUUUUGGAGUUGUUACAAAUGAUUCUUUAAAAAAUGCGAAAGGUCCUCUAAUCGAA
Racocetra persica is the source of this 133-nucleotide messenger RNA. The record is from the annotation of a GenBank genome assembly. Lineage: Eukaryota; Fungi; Glomeromycota; Glomeromycetes; Diversisporales; Gigasporaceae.